Molecule: messenger RNA, 10548 nt
Organism: Pectinophora gossypiella (pink bollworm)
Lineage: Eukaryota; Metazoa; Arthropoda; Insecta; Lepidoptera; Gelechiidae
Gene: Ubr1
Product: E3 ubiquitin-protein ligase UBR1
Exons: 29
Coding region: 786-6098 (1770 amino acids)
Biological process (GO): ubiquitin-dependent protein catabolic process via the N-end rule pathway; protein ubiquitination
Cellular component (GO): ubiquitin ligase complex; cytoplasm
Molecular function (GO): zinc ion binding; ubiquitin protein ligase activity
Source: RefSeq, a predicted model, not a curated record
ACGCCAAUUAAAAAAAAAACGAACUUCGCCUAACACCGUAGUUUAUUAAAACUUCUGGAACAAUCCAUAAAUAUUUUUAAAAUUAAUCUCGUCUUUAUAGUGCGGAGAAUAGUGCAAAAACAGGAUAAUUCGUCAAAAAAUAUAUUUCAAAUAAAAAGAAAUUGCCAGUGUCUCGUACAUAAGAAUAAAAAAACAAAGGAGGAUCCAAGUUAUCGACCUCGAAAAUAUUUCGAGUCAUUAAAAAUUAAUUCGACGUUUCAAUGUGCAUUAUUUGUUUAUCAUUCAAUUGAUGCCAAAUUAUUGAGGAUGUGAAAAAAUAGUCGGCGAGCCAGAUUUGAAUUGAGAACAAAUUAAUGGUGCAAGGCAAUAGGAGCAUAAUUAAUUACGAUAAUAGUUAAGAUUAAAGCCAUCUUGUGCUAGUAACAUACAUACUAUUAUCAAAAAUCGAAAUAAUAUUAUUUAAAAAUGAUUAUCUAAACUAGCCUUUAAGGUCUCACUGCUGGACGAAGGUUAUAAAAAUAAUCGUCUUUUUCGGUUCGCCGCAGUCGGAUAGUUAAGAAAUACAAUUAUCUAAUGAGUAACUACCCUCAUUUAGUUAAUUUAUCAAAAUAAAUAUUAAACCAAAGUACAAGUGUAAUGAAGAGUAACAUUGCGAAGUUAUUGCCAAAAAUCCAAUUUAGUUCACAAAAAAGUGAUGUGUAGAUAAGUUCUUCUUUAGAAGAGAAAAAUAUGACGUUCACGAACUAAACCCUUUGCCUUCAAAUGGGACAAAAUCCUACAUAAUAAUGAGUAAAAGUGAGAGCGACAGCAACGAGAAACGAACAAUCGCCGCCAGGUUUCAGCUGCCAGCUCGAGCGGUGGCUGUCUUGGAGCUAUGGCGGACGAAGUCGAAGGAGAGGGUUCUGUCUCCCGCACACUUCCAGGACCACUGGCGAAUCGCCGUGCCCAGGAUAUAUUCGCCGCAGCCGAACAGGACAUGCCUCGACUGGGCGUUCGACGAGGAGUUGGCGGGUAGGGUCCUGCUGCAGCCGUUGGAGCAGUUCAUAUGGGGCACGACAGAAGAUAGCGAGCCUGUGGCGCCCCCACGGCGGUCCACGUUGUGCGGCCGCGUGUUCAAACAGGGUGAACCAGCUUACAGCUGCCGGGAGUGCGGUAUGGACAACACGUGUGUGCUCUGUGUGGAGUGCUUCAAGGUGUCUGCGCACAGGCACCACAAGUACAAAAUGGGCCAAUCGGGCGGGGGCGGCUGCUGUGACUGCGGCGACACGGAGGCCUGGAAGCGGGACCCCUUCUGUGAACUACAUGCGGCACCAAAGGACGAAGAGCAGGCUCAAGCGACCGUGAGUGACGACGUGGUGGAACGCAUGAAGACAGUCGCGUCUGUCUGUCUGAACUACUGCUUCCGGCUGCUUACCCACGUCGACCAUUCCCCCGGGUUACCCAACGAUCUCAGGUUAAAGGAUAGUGAGAGGGAUCUCCUACAGAUAUUGGAUCAACCAGACUGCUACUGCACAGUUCUGUAUAAUGAUGAAACGCAUACGUUUGAACAGGUGAUAACAACGCUCACCCGCGUGAUGAAGUGCAAUCACCGCGACAGCGUGGAGCUGGUGAGCCUUAUCGACCGCGAGGGUCGAGCGCUCGUCAAAUGCAACUCCUUCCAAGUCUGCGACAAACUCAAGACCGAUAUUGAGUCCUGCACGGCGAUGUUCGAAAGGUUCACGUCGCGGCAGGGGCCGAGCCUCAAGGUGCUGGUCAUGCACGCGCACCUCAUCGCGCACCAGGUCUUCGCCAUGAAGCUGCUUAACUGGCUCCAAAACUUCGUGAGUCAAGAGCCGAGCCUCCGCUUGGCCGUCAGCCAAGUGGCUCUCGGCGAGGACUCGUUCGGCGGCACCGGCGGCAGCAGCAGCGGCGGCGUGGCGGGAGGCGUCAUGCAAAACGACUUCCGCAUGUGGAAGGCGGCUCGCACCGCCUGGCACAGACUGCUCAUUGCCACUACCCUCAUGGAUUAUACCACCAAGAAAGCUAUGGCUAUACUUUUCACUAAGAAUUAUGGGUCGAUCCUAAAGGACUUCAUUCGCGACGACCACGACCACUCGUUCUCGAUAUCGUCGCUGUCGGUACAGCUGUACACGACGCCGACACUUGCGCACCAUCUCAUUGCGAAGCACGACGCCCUCUUCAUCGUCAUAAAUACAUUCGUCAGCGAAUGUAACCGACGGUGCAAUAAUAAGGGUCGAUUAGAAUUCGACCGCAACCACGUGUCGAUGGCGUUCAAGCGCGCCCAGUUCAUAUUGUACGACGUGAAGUACCUGCUGGGCUCGGUGCCGACCAGCUUCGAUGACGAUCUCCGCAAGGGCUUCCUGCAUGGACAGUCCUUGCUGCUCAACCUGCUAGUCAUGAUGCAGGGCAUGGACUCCGUCGUCAGGCAGGUGGGGCAACACAUGGAAUACGAGCCGGAAUGGGAAUCGGCCUUCAAUCUCCAUGUGAAACUGGCUCAUAGCAUCACGUUGUCCCUGGAGUGGUGCUCGGCGGAGCGCGGGCUCAUCGCGUCUGCGUACCGCAUGGCAUUGCGCAGGCACGGCGAGACGUAUACCGCGCCGCCGCUCGUUGUAAGAGAGCUAGGCAACCAGAGCGCAUCGGUGAUACCGUACGACGUAUCUUCGGAGCCGGUGUCGAUUCACCGGCCGCUGUCGCGGUUCAUAGCCGGGCUGCACCUGCAGCUGCAACGACACGGGCUCAACUACCACAGCCGCGAGUUCGAACGCCCCGAGAGGCCCAAACCUACACCCGAAGAGCUCAUAGAGCCAGUACUGCAGACUAUGGCGAUGAUCGCGCAAGUGCACGCGGGCAUGUGGCGGCGCAACGGGUUCGCGCUGCUGAACCAACUCUACUUCUACCACAACGUCAAGUGCCGCGCUGAGAUGUUGGACCGUGACAUCGUUAUGUUGCAGAUCGGAGCAUCAUUGAUAGAGUCAAACGAGUUCAUAAUCCACGUGUUGAAUAAAUUCAAUCUUCUUGACUGGGCCAGCGCGGACUUCGAACAGAAGCACAUUGAGGACGACACGCUGCGCCACACCAUCAGCAUGGUGGAGGAGUUCCUAGGAUUACUCGUUACAAUUGUGGGAUCGCGGUACGUCCCAGGCGUGGGCGAGGUGACAAACGAAGAUCGUACCAAGAAGGAGAUCAUACAGAUGCUCUGCGUCAAACCGAUGCCGCAUUCUGAACUGAACAGGUCGUUACCAGAAGACCAAUCCCACGAGACAGGUUUGGAAGCAGUAAUCCACGAGGUGGCAGACUUCACCAAGCCGACAGGCAGCGGCAACCGCGGCGUCUAUAAACUGAAGCCGCAUCUAUAUGAUGAAUACGACACCUUCUUCUACCACUACACGCGGGAGGAACUCUCGAGGAGUGAGGAGGAACAGAGGAAUCGGAGGAAGGCUGCUGGUCUUCCGGAGUGCUGUCCACCACCGCCACUGCCGCAGCUGACGCCGCCAUUCCGCCUACUUGCCUCCCUGUUACAGUCGGAUGCCGCGUUACACGUCAUUCGCAUUGUCUUGGAGCGGGCGCUGGACCUGCGCGCCAGGUCCUUCUCUGAGACUCAAGUGCAUAAGGCACUUCACCUCAUUGGCUACGCGCUCCGCGAUGAAGAGUCCGGCCACUACGAGUUCCUGGCGUUCUCGUCCCGCGCCGCGCGCUGCGGUCUGCUGGCGCAGCUGCAGAAGAUAGCGGCCAGCGUCCGCGUCGACGCGCACCGUCCGCUCGCUCGUUGGCUCAUAGCCAAGUGCAGAGAGCUGAUCGGACAGUCAGAUGAGCAUAUGGGCGAUGGAGAGAACAUGGAAACGGACCAGGAGGAGAAACCCACUUCUGACGAUACCGCGGACGCCGAGAAAACUCGCCGCGCAAAGUUGGCAGCGGAACGCAGAGAAAAGCUGAUGGCGCAAAUCAAGACGCAAAUGAACAACUUCAUAUCGAACAACGCGACACUGUUCGAGGAAACUACUACAGAGGUGACAGAAGAGGAGCAGGACCUGCGUACACUUUACUCGGGCGCUGCGCUCGGCGUGUGGGGCGGAGGCGUGCCCGAGCCGCCACGGACAUGCAUCAUGUGCCAGGAGGAGGCGCGCGUUGAAAUAAAAUCGGAGCCGCUAGUUCUGGUGGCGUUCGCCCAGCACUCCACGGUGCUGAACCGCGCGCGGCAGGGCGGGCUGGGCCGCGUGCCGGCCGACUGGCUGGAGGCCUGGCUGCCGGCCGGCGUGGGCGCGCAGCCGCACGUGUCCUCGUGCGGGCACGCGCUGCACGCGCGCUGCUGGCGCAAGUACGUCGACAGCGUGCUGGACAAGGAGAACCGCAGGCCGUACCGACUUCGUCAGCCGGCAGCUUUCGACGUGGAAAAGAAGGAAUAUCUCUGCCCUCUCUGCGAACGUCUUUGCAACACUGCUCUCCCUCUAUUACCGAGCCCGGCACUACCGACAGGAACCCCACCACCAAUCACUGAGGAAACCUACGCCGAAGCUGUAAACUUAAUCCUUAAGAUGAAGCACCAAGUAUCAUCAGAACAUAUCUGCACAGAAUAUUGCGAAGAGAUGCAUUGCCAAGCGCGCGCGAGGAGCGUCGGAGCGAUGUCUUCUGAUAUGGAAGACGAGUCAGCUGAUGAAUCUGAGGUCUACGUAUUGACGCACUCGGAGACCCUUCUGCCACAUGAGUUCCUGAUACAUUUCGAAGGAGAGAUACCCACUUAUAAUGACGUGACCAAAUCGCUGAUUGAGGAGUUUGCUACCAUUCUCCCCGGAAUUUGUAGCUUAUCAGAAUCCGGCAGUAUGGUAUCCGUUGCAGCGCUCUAUAGAGCAACAGCAUACACUGUGAUUAGCACCAACGCCGUACUACAAGCGGAGGAACGACCUGUACUGGGCGACCUUCCCGCAAGACACCGCGACGCGCUACAAGCACUUAUACGCCUAGUAGCCAUAGUUCCCGCAAUAUGGCCGACACCCAAACACCUCUCGCACCACUGUUUGAGUGCCCUACACACUUUAGAAAACACAGAUCCGACCACCCACGAUUCUUUCGGAACGUUGGUAGCUCUAGUCUUAACAGCACCCUCAUUAUUUGGCAAAAACUCCGGCACGGCUCGACCUAAUCACCUGGCAAGACAGUUCACGCUUCAAGCGUUCAGGGCGGAUGUUACUAGAGCCAUGCUGGCUAUAGACUUGUCGGCUUAUAAGGCAGAACCUAUGGAUGAAGACGCGUGUGGCUCACCAAAGACAGACUUGGAAAACUUACUGCCGUUUAUCAAGAAGCUACGUAAAGGAAAAGUGGAUAUAGAAGGUCUGAACGCGGAAGCUAUAUGGGAGAAGGUUAAGAGACAAUGCCACAGGUUCCUGCGUUGCUGCUGCUUGUUCUUCCACUUCCUAAGUGAUAUCAUACCGCCAACUGAACUGACAGUCGUUAAUGGAGACACUUGGGAAACAAUGUGUGGUUAUUUAGACCUUCCUUGUACUUUUAAGGACUUGAUAGAAGUACCUAUAGCGAGGAAGAAAUGUUUAGAAUGGGCGGCGUUGUGUGGGGAUACUAUCUCACCUGUGGCACUCGAUGCGGAGGAGCCUCCGAAACUGAUGCCUCUACCGGACGACUUCUCAGAGUUAAUGAACGUGGUCUCCGAGUUCUCGUGUCCGAACUCUGAGAGGGAGGACAGUAAAUACCCGACCAUGUGUCUAGUCUGCGGGCAGAUACUCUGUUCCCAAAGCUACUGUUGUCAGACGGAGAUACGUAAGAGCGGGCGCAGCGGCGGCACGGAGCACGUGGGCGCGGUGGUGGCGCACGCGCUGCAGUGCGGCGCGGGCGCGGGCGCCUUCCUGCGCGUGCGCGAGUGCGAGCUGCUGCUGCUGGCCGCGCCCGCCCGCGGGGCCAUGCUGGCCGCGCCCUACCUCGACCACUACGGCGAGACCGACCAGGGCCUGAGGCGCGGCAACCCACUGCACCUAUGUCCCGAACGCUACGAGAAGCUGCGUCGUGUGUGGCUCGCGCACGGACUGCAUGAACGUAUCGCACGGGCGCUUGACACCAACAUGCUCGUCACCACGCAGUGGCAGAACAUGUGAUGACACGGGUACCAACUGCUUUUACUGUAAUUUUGGCGACCAGUCGACAUCGCACCAGAGCUAUAUUUAUAUAUAGACACGGCUAUACAAUUUAUUCUAUGAAAAUACUUUUGUUUUAUUUUGUUUUUGAAAGAAUAUGGCAGCAUUUUUUGAUAUCCCGAAAUGGAUUUGAAUCAAGUAUACAGCGUUACUUACGUACGCAAUAGGCAAGAGGACAACCUAGUCAAAUGAGAUACUAAUAACGUCCUUUUUUGACGUGACUUAUUGUAGUUUUGCCGCAAAUGGCACUAACUACUUGGCCGGACAGAUGUUUCGAAAAACAAAAAAAAAAGUUUAGAAAUACCCACGUAUGAUGUCAAAAUUUAAUAAAUCAGUCAAAAAAAUGAGAUUACUUUUUAAUCAUCUUAGACUGGUUUCUAUUUCUAGAUUAGCGUUUUAUUUAUUUUUGACCCAGUCAUCUAGCCUAUUGUCUAAUCAAGCGCUUGGGUACUUUUUUUUUGGAAGAGUAAUUUCUAAAUGAUUUUGACACCUUAUAAUAGCUAAAAAAAUUUGCUAUUAUAAGAAGAUUGCACAAAAAUGGUACAAAACUGGUUUUAUGCAACCAUCACCACUGAUCUCCUCCCUAGAUUUGGAGACUAAAAAGAAUAUUGGUUUUGCUAGUUGAUUUUUUCAGGUUAUAAUAGGUGUUGCCUCUUAAGUAACAAGUUUUCUACUAUUUUUGGUCAAACUCCGAAUAUGGGUUAAAAAUUGCUCAGAAAUAUCGUCCUAACAGAAGAUCGAAUUUGUUUAUUUGCUUCUUCUGAUAAUCUCCAAAUAAACAUUGCAUUAUUGAAACUUAGCUAUUUAGCUAAACUCUUAAAGCUAAAGUGAGAUUUUAAAAUUUUUAUAUUCGCAUUGGCACAACGGAAACGUACAAGACCGCCUUUAAUUAAAACUUGGAUGUACCUAAAAUUACAUUUUAUUCGGUAAAUAUCGCCCUGCUAACUCUGCCAAAGGUACUAUGUUACGUGACGUAGUAAAAAAAAAAACAAAAAAAUAAAACAUAAAAAACAUGUCUUUGGUAAUAUCAAUGUUUCACAUAUAUUUGUCCGUAUGUAUUCCUGUAUCUUUGAAGAUGCACAAGUAAUUUAAUUCUAGACUUAAUGCUACUUUCAUACUAGAUAGUCGCUCUAUGUCAAAGGCUUCCCGCCGUAUCUGAGUGGAGUAAUGAAAAAUUACUACAGUUUUUAGAACUGUAUUUUUAAAGGAUUCAGAAGUUAACCACCUUAUUCUUAUCGAAAGGCAAAAAGUACGUCAUCCCCCCUUCAGGCAUUUAUUAUGUAAAAAUAAAGUAUAAUCUGGCAACACCAACAUCUGUCAUAAUUAUUGUCAGUGUUGCCAGUUUAUACCAUUUAAAAUCAGCUCUAUGGAACUUUGUACAAUUACGAAAAAAGAACAUGAGAAAUUUUAGAAUGACCUCGUACUUACUCUCUCGCGUUACUAAAAUUAAAUUAGCAGUAUUUGUAACGUACGAAUUAUCAAGUUUCAAAGUUUGUUCAAAUUUUAGUAUAAAAUAUGUUGCUGUAUAGAUAUUAAUCUAUUUUUGAUGUAAACUGAAUGGUUUGAACCAGUAAUCUGCCGUUCCCGAGAAUGUUCCUAAAAUGGGGAUAUUCCCGUUGUGAAACUUUAAUACAGUGGCUCCAUUUCUUUUUCAAAUUGUAUCUUGUACUUUAUUUAUUCUUUUUUUUUACUAUUGCGCUUUUUUACUGCUGGGAACGUUCCCAAAGUGGGAAUCUUCUCGGGAACGUACAUCACUGGUUUAAACGCUGAUAAUUUGAAUAUUAGAUGCGUAAGUUUGUACCUCCACUACAUUUUGAUAAGUGACUUUUAAAAUUAUACAUCCUUUCGGCUAUUCUUCAGGCCAAGGGCCUCAUUCACCAUUUUUGAUAAACUUCCCGAUAUGAUAGACUAUGCAGAACUUAUCUGACAGAUAGUUCGCUACGCUUAUCGAGCACAUGGGCUAUGAGACAGUUUACCAGUAGGUGGUGAACUAGGUUCUGAAAGUAAGGAAUAAUACUAUGUAUAGAAGGGUAACUCUCCACCAGCGUCUAAGAUACACCCCCCUCCUCCCGCACACACACAGAGGAAGAUGCGUGUGUACGAUAACGUCAAUGUCUGUGUAAAACGAGGUUGUUUGUAUGAAGUGUCUAGGGUGUGGCGAUGAUAAAUGUUUUUUGUCGCUUUUUCUAAAUAUUUCAACAUUGUAAUAUGACGUGAAUGAUGUCUGUUUAAAACGUAGCAUCACUCACAAUGUUUGAACUAGACACAAGCGUUUGUAACUGUGGUUAUGUAUGACGGAUCUGUCGCAGGCGAUUCAGCAUAUUGUGAAAAUAGUAGUAUAUUUUUUACACAGUAUCGAAAUAGAUGUACCUAAGGAGGUUAAGAAGGCCACAUCAAAGCAAUUCAUCUUUGCAUUGCGAACUUACUUUCAUAUGCACAGAUGUCAAAUCGCAAUACUGCUUUUGUGGCCUUUUUAACACCCAAGAUGCCCAUAAUUUAAUCAGUUUCGGUUAUAAUUCGCGUUGUACUCUUGUACGUCAAAUCGAUGGAAGUUAAAAGUAUUAUUAGAAUUAUCUAUUUUUGACGGUAGAUAGAACAUUAUAAUACUACCCGUUCGGGUCACAGGACACUUUUCGGAAGCGACGUGUUUAUAAAGCACGGCGCGUGCCUAUCGGUACAUAGCUCACAACAUAGGCGAAACAGGGGCCGCUCGUUUGCAGGGAACGCUGUCGCUUACCUGCAGGGUGCCAAGUAGGCUCGAAAGGGUUAUAUGUAAAAUGCUUUAGUUCAAAUCGUCUUUUGUUAUUGAUAUACACCACGUCCGAUAAAAACGGAAAAUUAAAUCAAUUUUCAAAUGGUGUAAUAUCAUUAGACUUUGGAAGUAAAUAUUAUUAAAUUAGUCACGCAAAGAAAAUAUCAGUGAUUGCGAGAAAUGGCUGUGGUAGAAUCAUGUAUGGAUUAUUUCUCGUGUAAUGUAUAGAUAGAUAACCUGCCCGGUAACAUUAGUACUAACGCGACAUCCUUAGUCUUUACGUGAAUAAAAAAGUAACUAAUACAAGCAAUUUCUUACACCUAAAUCACCUGUAAAGAUGUAGAAUGUCGCGACGUUACCGGGACCUGACGAGCUUAUUCUUACGUUUAUAAUUGUUUGUGCAAUCCUUAAUAUAGUUCACUAAUUUUCUCUCAACUGUGUGUGUUGUUUUGCUAAUAUUAUAUUAGUUAGAAAAUAGUUUUAAUGGACUUAGAAAUUAGAAGAAUCACUCGACUUUUAGUAAUAGGUUUACGCACAUGUAAUAGCAUAUUAAAGAAUUAAUUAAAUAAUCUUGCCAAUAUAUUAUGUACUUUCAAAUGAUAUUAUAAUUAUUACAUAUUCGAUAUAGUUCCUUACCCAAAGAUGUCUAUAUUUUAUCUAUGUAUAUCAGAAUGCGCCAAGUCUAAUCGAUCAACUAAGAAUUGGUACAAUAGUAGAAAUAUGAAUCCGAAAACUAUACAAAAAUGACGUCAUUAGCCAAAUGCUCAGUCCAUCCGGCUAACUUCGUGCCUUCUAAUUUCGUAAGUCCAAAUACUCAUAUACCAAUGGUUGUUGAAUUCAAAACACCAAUUUAGACUUCAAGUAUUUGAAUGUGAAACUCUAACAAAAAAUAUUUUAUUAAAUAAAAAGAUAACGAGAACAUUUUUGGGAAUGAGAGUUUGAAAAAAUCUAAAGUUUCCUUCAUUUGCGGUGUUGCCAAUUUUACUUUUUGUGCGUAGUUUUCUCUCUUAUUCCCAACUGCGUUUAAGACCUGCAGGUUUGAUAGUCUUCCUAACUAUUCACAAUCUUAAGAUGUCAUUUUUGAUUCUAUUUAUUACCAUAUAAAAAGAAAUUUAAAUUCACUGUGAAUUACACGCGCAAGCUGCUUCUUAAACUAUGCACUUAUUUUGUUCUAACUUACAAGGAUGAAGACUUAAAGAUUUUGGUAUUCGAGGGUUGUGAAUAUGUUUUUGGAACUGAGGAACCAUCGUAAUUAGUGUGUAUUCGUGUGACUCAGCACAAUUUCUAUCAGAAUAUUGUUUCAAAAACGUGUAAAAGGACAUGUUUCAUAUAAAUGUAGCUCAAAAUUAUCAUUUUUACUAGUCUUAAUGCUUUAGAUUUAGAUGAAUAAAACGCAUUGCCAGACUAGAAAUUUAAAAAUGUGAUUUGUAGAUUAUAUGAAAUGUGUCCCUAAAUAUACGAAUACUGGCUAAUUAAAUGAAUGUAUGUACCUGUAAUGAAUGUUUUGGAAUAAAUGUAAUAUAGUUAUUUAAAGUUGUUCGCGUAGAUUUGUCUUUGGUGAUAUUCCCGGACGGUUGUACCUCGUAACGCCACGCCCGUUGCGUUACGCCCUAUAUUGAUAAAUUAAUUAAUAUAAUUAAAUAUAUAUAUUAAAAAUUA